This is a messenger RNA of Didymodactylos carnosus, 258 nucleotides long. The record is from the annotation of a GenBank genome assembly. NCBI's taxonomy places the organism in Eukaryota, Metazoa, Rotifera, Eurotatoria, Philodinida, Philodinidae.
AUGAAAAUGCAAAAAGAAAUAUUACCAUCGAAACAUCCUCAAUUUAUUAUGAUUCAUUCAAACAUCGCUGCUGUUUAUGAAAAAUUAAAGGAGUAUACAUUAGCUUUAGAACACUACAUAAUAGCAUUCAAUAUUGCAAAACAACAAUCAUCAACGUUAAUGCAUCCAAAAUUGAUUGAAUUACAAAAGAAUAUUGAAAUUGUCAAGCUAAAAUUAACGGUACAAGAAUUUCAUCUAUCACUUACUUCAUCGUCUUGA